Molecule: messenger RNA, 5961 nt
Organism: Labeo rohita (rohu)
Lineage: Eukaryota; Metazoa; Chordata; Actinopteri; Cypriniformes; Cyprinidae
Gene: ssh1b
Product: slingshot protein phosphatase 1b
Exons: 15
Coding region: 462-3374 (970 amino acids)
Biological process (GO): actin cytoskeleton organization; protein dephosphorylation; negative regulation of actin filament polymerization
Cellular component (GO): cytoplasm
Molecular function (GO): actin binding; protein tyrosine/serine/threonine phosphatase activity
Source: RefSeq, a predicted model, not a curated record
GUUAGUUUCGAGAUGGUCUACAUCAUAGGGGCUGUAGUAGUAUGUGGAUGAUUGGGUGUUGAGUCUGCAUAGGAUGCACUGUUGUCAGGGAGAAGUGCAAGUCACCUUCACGCGGUUGGCCCAGAAGCCCAUAUCUAACGCAGACGAUCACAGAACUACACCAACCACGGACGGCGGUCCCGAAACAAGGUCCAUUAUGUCUGGCCACUAAAUCAACGGUCCAGCCGGGAAGAUAGAGCACAGACCGUUGUUUAUUGGCAUCGUUGGCGUGAAUGAGAAUUUGCAGAAUCGCCGAGUUGGAUGACAAAGCCGAUGAUGGGUUUAUCGCUCCGCUAAAUAGAUUUAAUGCGCCUCUGAAUGCAUUAACCCCGUCACUGGCGGGUGCAGAACAGGAUAUCUCGGCGUGUCCUAUUCGGACCGGAGCGCCUGUGAGCUUUCCCUGAACGCUUUGCAGCGCAGCCAUGGCUCUGGUGACUCUGCAGCGCUCCCCUACACCCAGCGCCGCAUCCUCUGCCAGCACCAACGCGGGGGAGGAUUUAGGCAGUGAUGAUGAUCGAAAGGCAAACCUAAGCCUGAGUGAAAGUUUCUUCAUGGUAAAAGGGGCAGCUCUGUUUUUACAGCAAGGCAGCAGUGCACAAGGGCCCAGAACACCCACACAUCAUAAAAAUGCAGGGGAUCUACCACAGCAUCUACAAGUAAUGAUAAACACCCUCCGUGCCGAGGAUAGAAUCAAAUUAGUUGUUAGGUUAGAAAGCGGUUGGACGGACCAUGUGCGGUACAUGGUGGUUGUCUACACAAAUGGGCGACAGGACACUGAAGAAAACAUAGUGCUUGGGAUGGAUUUCACAGAUAAGGACAGUAAAAGUUGCUCUAUUGGGAUGACUCUUCCACUUUGGAGUGAUACCAAGAUUCAUUUGGAUGGAGAUGGAGGUUUCAGUGUGAGCACAGCAGGAAGACUACAUGUUUUUAAGCCCGUGUCAGUCCAGGCCAUGUGGUCUGCCCUCCAGGUGUUGCACAAAGCAUGUGAGGUGUCCCGCAGAUACAACUAUUUCCCAGGAGGGAUGGCCCUUACAUGGGUUGGCUAUUAUGAGAGCUGCAUCUCCUCAGAGCAGAGCUGUAUCAAUGAGUGGAAUGCUAUGACAGAUCUGGAGACCACACGGCCUGACUCACCAGUCAUGUUUUCUGAUCAGCCAACAGAGAGAGAGAGAACAGAGUGUAUGAUCAAAGCCAAACUCCGAAACAUAAUGAUGUUUCAGGACCUGGAAAAUAUUACUUCUAAGGAGAUCCGAAAUGAACUGGAACAACAUAUGAGCUGCAACCUGAGGGAGUAUAAAGAGUUUAUUGACAAUGAGAUGCUGCUUAUCCUGGGCCAGAUGGACAAGGCUACACUCAUAUUUGACCAUCUGUACCUGGGCUCAGAAUGGAAUGCAUCCAACUUGGAAGAGCUUCAAGACUCUGGGGUUGGGUAUAUCCUCAAUGUCACAAGAGAGAUCGACAACUUUUUCCCAGGUACAUUUUGUUAUUGUAAUAUCCGGGUUUAUGAUGAUGAGACUACAGAUCUGCUGGCACACUGGAACGAAACCUACAACUUCAUAGUAAAAGCCAAGAAAAACAAUUCUAAAUGCCUUGUACAUUGCAAGAUGGGAGUGAGUCGCUCGGCAUCCACCGUCAUCGCUUAUGCUAUGAAGGAGUAUGGAUGGUCGCUUGAAAAGGCGUACAGUUUUGUCAAACAGAAGAGGAAUAUAGCACAACCCAAUCCAGCUUUUAUGAAACAACUUGCAGAGUACGAGGGGAUUUUAGAUGCCAGCAAGCAGAGGCACAACAAACUCUGGCAAGCGGACGGUGACGAGUAUUCACUGGAGGGCCUUCAGGCUUCAGCUGCCAGUGGUGACCAGACUCCUCAAUUUUCGUCACUGCACCCCGAUCAAGAGGACGCCGCUUGGGGCCACGGUGGAGCAAGUGCUUCCCCCUGUUGCGGAGAAGAGCCGACAGACCAUCUCAAUUACAACUACUACUUCCGGCGACUAUCAGACACAGCUCUGGACAGCGAACCCUCCACGCCAGUUCGAGGUCCUCCGCUUUUAGGCAUGGAACGAGUCUUUAUUGAGAUUGAGGACGUAGAGAGGGAUGCGUUGUUGGACGAUGAAGGUUUCCCCAUGGCUCACUUGGCCCUUCCCGGGGAGGGCACAGCGGCCCAGACCUGCGGCCGACUGGAGCCCAUAGAGGACAUGCGCUUGAGGCUGGAGUUUAGCACGGUGGAGGAGGAGGAUGAGGAGGAAGCACAAAAGGAGGAGGCGGAGAUGGCCGCCUUGGCACGUGGCGAGGAGACGCCGAGGGAAGACGAGAGCCUGGCGAACUCGAACCGCUUUAACAACGAGAACGCCAACAACAGCAACAGGCUGGCCGGGAAACGCAGCUGCCCUUCUGGCUUUGACGACAGUGCUAGCAUUGGAAACCCCUACAAAGUGAAGCCCUCAUAUCAGUCGUGCCGAGACUGCCUGCGCCUGCCCAGCGGCCGCCGCUGUGAACGUCGCACCCAUCGCCUUAACCUGCCACGUCACACUGGCCUGCCCAGUAUGUCCAUCCAGGCCCCCAGAGGACACAAAUUCAGUCCUGUCUCCGCCAACAAGGUGCCUCCUCCUGCCCCUCUGCAUCACAUGAGCAGCGGGCACUGCCAGUGCAUUCGUUGCUUCGGUCGAGCCAACUCGGACCCUUACCACAAGCAACCGAGCUCCGAAGACCUUCCUCAGGAUUUGCGUUAUACCUUGGAGACUGAGGACAGAAUGGAAGGGGAGGACGAGGGGAGCAAGCAAAGCUCCAGCAGUCCUACAACAGAGCUCACUCUCCUGAGGCUCAGUCUGGGUGGUGAGAGGCCCACGGCGGAGCUCAGUCAGGGGGCCCACCUGGUGCACCAUAGACUGGAGCAAAUGUCCGGUCCUCAGUCGGAACAGAUGGACUUGAGCGUAGAGGACACUGCCACAGAGGACAUGGAAGUGGACGAGGGGAGCGUCCCCAACUUGCACCCUGGCUCCAGUGAACUCCAGCAAACGCUCGCACCGGGUUCGGCCCUGACGCGCAGCUCCAGCAGCGACAGUCUGCAGAGAAUUCGCAGAGGCCAGCCGGGCUUGGUACGUCAGCGAGCUCGAGAGAUCGAGACCCGCGUGCGGCUUGCCGGACUGACCAUGUCCUCCCAACUCAAAAGGUCUAAUUCGCUUGCCAAGCUAGGCGACUUGGCCAUCUCCACAGAGGACCUCACGCUUUCCGCCACAGUCUCCCUUGACUGCGACGACCAAGAGCCCGCUCUUUGCGUGCAAUCCUCUUGCUCCCCCAAGCUCUCUUUAACUCCAACUGUGUUGCAGAGUUUGAAAAGCUGACUCCAAGAUGUCAGAACUGCUUUCUCAGUGAAUGGGACCGAACCAGUCCUACAGCCAUCGAGAGCGACCGUGGAGGCUGAUGCUGCAAGACACCUCAUGAGAACAAUCAGGCCAGGCUUGGACGUCCUUCCAGCAGCCCUUUACAUAACUGCACUGCAUUUUCAUCUGUCUGUCUGUGCUUUAACGAAGAUAUAUAUUGAAGCAUGCUCUGGCUUGGACCUUCAUUAAACGGCUUUGUUGAUACCGCUUUUCUUUGUCUUGCUAAAGGAAGCCCUACCUGUUAAGGAUUUAAUAUACAUGUGGCCCAUCUAUAAGGUGGCAUAAUCAGACCUGGUUAAAUUAGCAAUGCUCUCCAUAAUGUAAACUUUCUUAAACUUUAAAACCCUAUUUAUGUCCUUUGGUUGAUAUUCUAACCACAUCCAUGACAUUUUGCCUCCCAGUUUGUUCACCAGCAAAUGUAUGUGCUACUGCAAAUGAACCAAUCAUGCAGUUGCAAUGAUUUGAUAGCAAAAAGAGACAAUUUAUCUGAUUCAGAUAAUCGUUACAAACCAUAAAGGUGCACAUAAAUGUGAAAAUUAGAAGGGUGCUAUGAAAUAACGAAUCAGACCACUUGUUAUGUAUUUGCUGGUUUGAGCAAAUAAGGUGGUAGGAGAGUAUUUAUAAGUUAUUUAGAAAUUUAAAUGUAGAUAUUGAUAUGUCCAUGAUAACAUUUGAGCUAUGGCUUUAUAAAAACAUGAUCAAAAAUGAGCUUUAUAAAACAGAAAUCCAUGCCUAAUUGGCUAUUAAAAUUAAACAUAGUGUUAACUUGAAAUUUGUCUUCAAAAGUCGUUUAGUUCCACAAUUAAUCUGAACCAAAUUGUCGCUCCACAAAAGUAAUUUAAGACUAAAGUUUAGCCUGAAAUGUAUGAUUAUGUUUUUUAAAGUCACAGUGAUAUUCCACCCUGACAGUUACUUGAAUUACAUCAACAAAGCCACAUAAUUAUUGUCUAUUUCCAGAGAAAAAUGCAACAUGAAUGUGGUUGGCUAUUUGUCUUACAAGUCUAAUUUGCUUCUCAGCUGGUGUUCAUCAGAUCAGCAACAUCUCAAAAUGUGCUACUAGAGUAGCUCCUGUUCUGUAAUUUAGCUUAAGCUGUUUAUUGUACAAAUUGUAGCCUGUGAUGUGCAAAAGGCUUUAGCAGCAACACAUUAGUACAAUACAGUCUUCAAGUUGAUCAGAGGAUGUUCAAAUGUGUCACUAUCGUCCUUUAAAAGGUCCUUUUAAAGUGUCUCCUAUAUGAAAUGACAUCAUGGCAUCUGAUAAUGACAGUCAUGUACGUUAAGUAUUAACAGGUAUGAACGACGUAUUAUGAUAUUGUGGGCAUAGGGGAUUGCUUGAGCUUGUCAAUUUAAUACCAUGAUGGUGUAUGAUAUUUGUAAAAGAACACACUAAGGUUGAUUAGUGCUCCAAGAUAAAUAGUAAGUUUGCAAGUAUUGGUUAAACUUGACCUUAAUUAUUUUUUCAUAUGUAUAUGUAAUUUAAUAAUUAAUGUUAUUUGUUGUUAUUUGUCUUUAUGUUGCCAAUUAAGCUUUUUUUCUUUUUUUUCUUUUUUUGAAAAUAAUAUGCAAAGUGGCCUGUGCAAUAAGUGUAAGAAUUUGAAGAGAAUCAUUUUUAUUUAUACAAUAAUGUGAAAAGUAACUAGUUUUUGUUUAGAAGAAUGAAAAUCUGAGAGAAAAGCACCUUGAGUGAGAUCUGAAUGAAAGUUUUUUUUUUUUCCACAUGGUCUGCAUGUACUCAGUCACUGCUGUAUGAAAUUAUUAUGUUCUUACUUUUAUUUUAAAGCUGUGAGACUUGUUUUAUAUUGUUUUUGGAAAUUCCCAAUAAUUUGGAAUGUAAUAUUGGCCUUUUAUGUAUUUAUUUAAUUUUUCUUUUUACCAUUUUUAAAAAAUACACAUAAUAAGGACGUUCCCAUUUCAAACUGUAUAGUUUUAAGGAAAAAUAUGUAUUUCUUCAAAUCAAAAUUAUUACGAUUGCCAAAAAAAAAAAAAAAAAGAUGGCCUCCCAAAGAGAGUAAAGUUGUAGUUUUGCUUUCCGCUCAUGGCUCGUCAUACCUCCUUCCAGCUGCUGCUGAUUUGAGUACUAGACAUUUUGUUUCUUCAGACAUGCAAGUGCCUUACCUGUUGCCAUUUGCAAUCAGUUGUCUAAUGGUUCUUUGGUAAAAACCGCUCUUUGUUUCGCAGAGGUUUUGUCUCCACCUGUUUGCGGUCUUUAUAGAGCAAAGUUUAUUUUGAAAAAAAAAAAAAGCAUAUUUUGUGGCUUAUUCAAGUCUGUUUAUCUUUCAUUUUGAUACUACAUUUCAUAGUUGAACAGAGGAGACCAAAGUCAUUAUUUAUUGUCAUGUUUUAGCAUGGUUGAACACACUAAUCUAACAAUAAAAUCAACUCGAGAAACUGGAAGAUUUACCUUUAGCCCUAACUAAACAGCUCUUAAAAGUGACUUGGAACAUACAUCAUACACUGUACUUCAUUUUGACCAUUUUAAGUUGUGCUGCACUUUGUUUUAUAAUGUAAUGUACAGUUAAUUAUGGAAAUAAAUUGUUUAUUGUCUGCA